Molecule: messenger RNA, 5868 nt
Organism: Cyclocybe aegerita
Lineage: Eukaryota; Fungi; Basidiomycota; Agaricomycetes; Agaricales; Hemipholiotaceae
Source: the annotation of a GenBank genome assembly
AUGGACUUCCUUGAAUUAAACAUUCACCAAAGAAUUCUCUCCAACAUAGCAUGCAAUGAAGAUGGCUCCUACGCACAACAGAUUCUGUCCCAGAAGGUUGAGGCACAUGCAGACUACCAUGAAGCCGCACGGGAAGAUGAACAAGAGACAGAGGAAGUAGAGACGGAGCCUGGAGAAAGCACGGAACGCGUCUUCAUGUCCGCGUCAAGGGUACACUGUAACAUUGCCUUCGGCGAACUCGUCGUCAACUUUCCUAUCCCUCAAAUCAGCAGCUCUAUUGAGACAGUCAUACCGGUUCUCGUCGGCAUCCUUCGCGAGAUUCCAACUAUCGACUUCGACAAAUCCCUGUCAUGGGAAGAUUGGGCCCUUCCCGACCAGCUUGUUUUCUCAACCAUUUCGGCGCUGCUGCGAAUUGCGAACGAACAUCCAGAUCACAGUGGGCAGGCGACAGCCGCGAUAUUUACCUUCAUUUCUCGAAUUAUUCAGAAUAUUCAUUCUAGCACAUCCUUGGACGUCCUCACGCAGCUCAUGCCGGCUCUCCACGGAUUUUAUCGUGCGAUUAGUUCGACGUCAUACCAAUGGAACCUUUCUCAGUGGGAGACUCUCACAUUGCACUUAAAGAAGCUUUGUUCUUCUCAUUCCAUCGAGCGACUGAACCACCUUCUCGUCGAUAUUCUGCAGAAGGAAAAUGCCGAUGCUGAUACUCUUCGUUAUGUGCAAACAUUCAUCACUCGCUACGUUAACCAGGGCCGCCCUCUGAGUGGAUACUUCAUGGUUUGUUGUGUCUUGGAGACGGAGUGGACCGUUCUUGCACAAGCAUUGGCACCUCCUAUCUCAGCAAGAAGCCCGCUUGUGGAGGCUGCGGCGGCGAACAAGGCCUGGCUUUCUCUAACUCGGAAUGCCGCGUUGGAGCUCGAUGUUGAAAACGAAGCUACCAAGGUGGUUCUCAAGAAGACGAUCAAUUACGCUAUGCAAUGCUUUACUGAUCUCCUCUCCCAAAUUGAAGAGAUGGACUGCGAGCCUCCCAUCGACACUUACGCAUGGGAAACCCUGUCUGAAAGUCUGAAACUGGCUACCAUCUGCUGUCUGGUGCAACGAGAAAUCGAUGAGCAACUUCAUACUCGCAUUCUUCUCUUGCUCAGUACAGAAUCGCCAAUAUCGGACAAUCUCGUACAAGAAGCUGCAUUGAAAGCCACAACUGUGCUGGUUCGCAGCUUCCCCGACAUUGCGGGCAACAUGGUAGUACACCUGCGACGCUUUGUCACGUCCCCAAUGCCACUUUUUGAAUUCGGUUUUCCUUCCGAAAGUCGAGCCCCGCCUCCGUUGUCUGCAGCUGCCAAAUGUUUAGCCCUCUGCGUUCGGCUUGCCCCAGGAGAUGAUUUGAUCAUGUCGAACAUGUAUUCCUUGCUGAAUUACAUUGCGGCAACGAGUAAAGACAUCUUCGACUCAAGCAGCAUUCACAUGCAAAACCAUGCUUUCAAUUCCCAUGGGCGGGGUAAUGCAUAUUCUCUCGAGACUGGGCUUCGUGGUCUGUCGGAAGACGAAAAGCGUCUAGUUGGUAUCAGCACCAUCUCGGCUGUUACCAAACUUGCCCUAGAGUUCAAAAUGGAGGAGGUCACCCGCCUCACCAUUUCUAUGUUGCUGCAGCGCUUGCCCUCCGCUGAACCCACGGUAGAAGCUGCAAUUGCGUAUAACCUUGUGGACCUUGCUUUGACAGCCCCGCGCACCGCUUUCACGGAUAUUAUCAGAGCAUUCUCUGCUAUCAAUCGUUCCGCUAACCCUGACGACCCUAGAUUCUCUAACAAUAUGGUAUUGGCAGCUCAGACCCGUUUAGCCCAAGAGCUCCACCGGCGCCCUGAAUUGUAUGAAUAUUACCUCGUCGAGCUUCUGACUUUGUUUGCGGACAAAGGGGUAGCCAUUCAGAACCUGAAAAUCGCAAACCACCAUGUCAAAACAGAUGAUAUGAUUGAGCAGCUUGCUUCUUUACUUCUCGCUAUCGACGCCUUACUUGCCCAUCCCGACUUCAACCCCCACAAAGAGCCUUCUCCAGAAAUAAUUGGUCUCUUCCGGAACACAUGGUUUUUAUGCGUUCUUUUCGGCUUCACAACGGAUGAAACGAAGGAAUGGGCAGCGAUGGAUUGGCUGAAACCGGCCCUGGCACGGAUCGCGGUCAAAACCCCUUCCAUGGUAGUCGAAGAGGCGCACGACGCGGUUGCGAGCGAUGUGGAAUACAACUCCGUCAUUCGACAAGAGUACGCAAAUGCGGUCAUCUCGAAGCACAGGAACCACUUGACACGGUACAUAACCUAUCGAGCCAGCGAAAUACGCUAUCUCUCUGCUGGUCAAGUCAUCUUUAUCCUGACACUUCACGACAUCGAAAGUAUGCGCUCAGCAGCCGGUUAUCCGUCGUCUUUAGUUUCAUACUUCAUCAAUGAUAGUCUCAACAACCACUCCGGACUGAGUGCAUGUAUGGAGUCCGUUGCUGAAAAGGUGAUCCGAGACUCUAUCAACGAUCUUAACUUCAAGGCCUCCCAGCAAACCCUGCCCAAGCAUCUGUCCCCGGAACUUCAUUCUCUUGUGGUGCUUACCACUCAUCGCAUCGCCAAGGCGAGGGAUAUUGCAUCGAAAUAUCUCAAUCGCUUGAUCACAUCAUUUCCUUCCCUCAUGUGUGACCCGACGCUUGUUUUUGCCAUCCUAGAAGUUCUUACACUGCUUCAACGCGCUUGCGAGAACGAGUACCUCGAUGAGUACAAUCCAGUCUACGAAUUUCACUCCGAUCGAAGUAGGAUCACGUUGCAACUGUCGGACAGCUAUCAGGUUCGAAACGAUAUCCUCGGUCAAUUGAAGCGCAAUGCAAAUACCUGGUUUGAAUUGGCAUUGGGACGGGCGCCAAUGGAAUUGCAGUCCACUCUGCAGAAAUACCUCUCCGUCAAUCCAUCUUUGUCAGGCAUCAACUCGGCAGAACUGGGCGCCUCGAUUGCUGAACAGUUUGGGAAGGCUAUUGGGCCAGUCCAUCGUCAGCUAUCUUCUCUAUCUUCUUUUUCACCGUGGAAUUUCGACGCUGCCAAAACUUUGUCGAGUCAAAUCGCGAUCAAGGGGUAUUUUGCAGGAGAGGCAGCAGGUAUAAGGCUUGCCAACCGCGAGAGUGUUGACAAAUUGGCUACUUUGCCUCCACAAAGGGCACCCCCAACGGAAAUAGAAGCACUUAAGAUCAAGUUGUCAAACACUCUGGAGGAAAUAAGGGGUAAGAAGAGCAAGCUUACCGUCCACGACUUGCGGCGCCUUCUUUUCCGAUGUGCAGCGACUUUAAUUUCCAUGGAAAAGAGCGAUUACGACCUCUUGGCCUACUUGGUCAGCCUGCCCUUCGGUGUUGCAAGCCCAUCCGCCAUUGCAUCUGGGGUCGAUGUUUGGAGUUGGGUGAUCGCCGAGAGAUCAGAAGUCGAGGUUGCCUUGAUGAGCGAAAUCUUGUCAGCCUGGUCCAAUACUAUCAAGCAGCGUAAAGGGCUUUUUUCCAAAUCCCUGAACUAUGAGGACCCUUUCUAUCACCCCAUCAGUUACAGCCCUACGGAUAAAGAAUCCAUGGACCGUGAUUAUGCUCAUGCUCGAAGGGUGCUAACCCCUCACGCAUUGGUCUUACAAAUGCUGUUUAGUCGCCUGCAAGCAGCUCGGUAUCAUCGACCGGGAGUCAUGUUCUUGAUUCAACAUUUGGUACUACGCUCUGCUCAAGCAUUCAAGACAUUGAGCACGCACGCACUCUCUCGUGAAGCGCGUUAUUCCUUCCUCCUAUUCGGAUUUGAAGCUUUGAAAAGUUCUCAUUUGGACGCUUACUGCGAGAACGUGUUACGGGAGUCUCUUUACACAACGGCUUUAUCCUGGUUUUCAGUUCGACCACAGUGGUCUUAUGGCGCCAAUCGUGUCCAGGUAGACGCUGACAUCAAAGUUUUAUCCGAAUUCUUGUCGUAUCUGCAAUCGGAUUCGGUACGAGGUCCAGCUGCGAUAUCGAGCCUAUCGCCGUCUCGGUUGUCCGCAACCUAUUACGCGGAAAGGAUGGGCAGUCUUAAUUUGCCUUUACGUCUCCUCACGGAGAACGAAAUAUCCCGGCUAUCCGUAUGGAGCAACCCUACAAACGAUGUCAAACGGGGGGCUGACAUAGUUGGAAACAUGGAACGAACACUAUUAGACACCGCAUGGCCAGGCAUUGUCCGCACACUCUGGCGUCUCGACCCUGCUGUCGCCGUUUACCUGACUGAACGAUUCAAAAAUCCUCACAUCCGGUAUGAGGUCGGGAAAUUGGUUCGGUCAAACACCACGGACGUUCUUGAUAUCCCUGAUGCCUUGUCAUUCUUGCUCGGAGAUAGGCUUGAUCCUCGCGUUAGACGGGAUCUGAAGCACUUAAUUCUCUGGGCACCCGUCCCUCCCAUCAUCGCCAACACCUAUUUUGAGCGUCGAUUUAAUAGCGAUCCACUGGUGUUGCAAUACGCCCAUCGAGUGCUCGUCCAACACCCCGUAGAGUUGACCUUCUUCUUCAUACCACAAAUUGUUCAGGCCUUGCGCUAUGAUGACCUGGGGUAUGUUGCGCGUUUUAUCUUCGAGACUGCAAAAAUAUCCCAGCUUUUUUGCCAUCAAAUCAUAUGGAAUAUGAAGGCCAAUUGUUACAAGGAUGACGCAGGCGAAAUAGAGGACCCAAUGAAACCUGUUCUCGACUCCAUGACCGACAUGGUCGUGAGGUCAUUGUCAGGCGAAUCUCGGGCGUUCUAUGACCGAGAAUUCUCAUUCUUCAAUGAAGUCACGUCUAUCUCUGGCAAGCUUAAACCUUAUGUCAAAAAGGCAAAGCCAGAGAAAAAGGCCAAAAUUGAUGAGGAGAUGGCCAAAAUUAUCGUUGAUGUUGGGGUUUAUCUACCUAGUAAUCCAGAUGGGGUUGUUAUCGACAUCGAUAAAAAGUCUGGUCGGCCGCUCCAAAGUCAUGCAAAGACCCCCUUUAUGGCCACUUUCAAAGUCAGAAAAGAACGCAUUGAAGUCAACAGCGAUCCGGAUUCUUUGCUGAACGGGGAAGGCAGCGGCGUGGAGACACGAACUGAAUAUGACGUCCUCCAACAGGCAAUCUUCAAAGUUGGUGAUGAUUGUCGACAAGAUGUUCUUGCUCUGCAGAUUAUUGCAAUGUUCAAGAACAUAUUCACGAGCAUCGGAUUGACGCUUUACCUUCUCCCAUAUCGAGUCACGGCCACCGGUCCUGGUCACCAGUGUGGUGUCAUUGACGUUGUUCCCAACUCCACGUCAAGGGAUGAAAUGGGAAGGCAAAAAGUCAAUGAUCUUCAGGACUUUUUCAUUGCGAAGUACGGUGGCCAAGACACCACAAGCUUCCAGAAGGCGCGAUUGAACUUCAUCCAAUCUAUGGCUGCUUACUCCGUCGCUUGCUACAUCUUGCAAAUCAAGGAUAGACACAACGGAAAUAUAAUGAUUGAUGGGGAAGGGCAUAUUGUGCACAUCGGUCAGCCUUUGCUACGUCCUGGAGGUGUCAAAUUUGAGCCUAGCUCUUUCAAACUUAAUCACGAAAUGGUCGUGUUGAUGGGAGGCCGCUACUCUCAGGGUUAUCAGCUGUUCCAAAACCUCACAGUCAGAGCUUUUUUGGCUAUCCGACCAUAUGCAGAACAAAUCAUCGGCACUGUUCAGCUGAUGUUGGAUUCUGGCCUGCCAUCCUUCAAAGGGGAGCCGACUAUCCGUCGAUUGAGGGAUCGGUUUGCUUUGCAUCUGAACGAGAGACAGGCCGCUGACUAUAUGAUGGGCAUUAUUCGCAAUGCUCACGAGAAUGUCAGAAGUACCGCCUAUGAUGAAUUCCAGAGGCUCCAGAAUGGCAUUCCAUACAAAUAG